This is a messenger RNA of Lactuca saligna, 1692 nucleotides long. The record is from the annotation of a GenBank genome assembly. NCBI's taxonomy places the organism in Eukaryota, Viridiplantae, Streptophyta, Magnoliopsida, Asterales, Asteraceae.
AUGGCGGCAUCUCAGUUCACUUACUCCUCCACUUCACGAAGGGUAGUUCCUGCCCCAAACUCUCCUCCUCUUCCAAUUCACAUCAAGGCUACAAACGUUGUUUUCAACCCUGAUAUUCCAGAGGUUCAUCGAGGUCUUGGACUCGAUGAUUUUGUCAAUUUCUUAGCUUCUUGCCGCCUACGAUACGCAAUCAGUGACGUUCCAUCCGAGUUCUUCCCUGAACAAGUAUGUGAGUUCUACUACACUGCAACUGUCAAUGACGACAACAAUGCCAUCACCGGGACUAUUGGCCAUGGAAGACACUCUGUCUUCAUCACCGCAGAACUUCUCAGUGCUGCCUUAAGCUCUUAUUUUGUGCCAAUCACCGGUGCUCUAUGCAAGUGUGUGGGUCACAAGUCUCAAAGUGGUGAUCAGUUGAAUAAUUAUGAGAAACAAGUCGUCUGCUCACUUCUUCUCAACAAAAGACUUGAUUAUGGGGCCCUAUUCUUUGAUCAGCUUGUUCAGCUUCUUCGUGCAAAUGUACGCGCUGAUCAUGUUCCUUUUCCACGCUGGAUUGCACUUGUGCUAGACAAAUUUUUCGCUGCAGACUACUUCUCGCAUUCUGGAAAUCCCAUCCAAUACCCUCGCAUGUCCGUUCGCAUGUAUCAAGAUGAUCCCCUGGAUUCUGACAUUGGAAUCUCGGAUAGAAUGAGAGAAUGGAUUGCAAAUCCAUACACUGUUCCCUCUCUCACUACUGACACUGAUGAAGGAGGCGCUGAUGGUAACCAUGUAGAUCAUGCUGAUCAAGAGGAUGAACAACAUGAUGGUGGCCAUUUCUCUCCUCAACUUUCUCAUCAUAUCGUCUCGGAUACUGACAAAGUUCCCUCAGCACCAAAGGAUUCAAUGAAUCAGGGGGAGAAACCAUCUCAGGGGGAGCAUCCCUCACAGGGGGAGAAUCCACAAUUUCAGGGGGAGCAUCCCUCACAGGGGGAGAAUCCACAAUUUCAGGGGGAGCAACCGUCACCAGCAGCUCACCAAUAUUCUCCGGGGAUGCCACCUAGCUCACCAGUCGCUCCAGCUACUUCAGUUGUUCAAAUUCCGGCUUCAGCAUUUACUGAACUUAUGACACUGACUCGGGACAUGAGUCAACGUCUUCUUCGCAUUGGGGCUGAUGUUCAACAGCUAAAGGAGGUUCUACUGCAUACUCCCCCCUCUAGUCCCCAAUCUGAUGAUGCUCAAAAAGGGGGAGAUACUGAUGAUGAUGCUGAUGCUGAUGAUAAUGCUGAUGGUGAACCGAAUGAGAGAGACACAGAACCUGUUGACAACACCAUUAUUCAGCCUGAAUCACCCAAGCCAAUGCCUGAGUCUGACUCUGCGGGGCAUAAUAGUCCAGUAGCUACUGAAAAGCUAGUUGAAGAUAAUGAGCAUGAUGAUGAACCAGACGAUGAAUGUCAAAUACUAGAUAUGAAUUUCAUUAAUCCUCUUAUUCCAGUUCAAGAAGAAAGUUCUGAUGAUCUUGAUAAUGAAUCUCAGUGUCCAGACAUGAGAUCAGUCAAUCCUGUUGCUGAUCCCAUCAUUCCGGUCCAAGGAGAAGAUUCAGACGUUGCCAGUGAAGACUCUCAUCCGCUAUCUCGAAAGCGUAAGAUUAUCUUUUGUAAUCCUAAAACACCUCUACAGUCGAAGUUCUUCAUCGAGCUCUUCUGGGGUGUUUGA